AUUAUUGGAUAAAAAUUAUAAAAUAUACGUAUUAUAUGCACUUGGACGUCCGUUUUUCCGCCCCGCGAUAUAGUAUAAAUUAUCGUUUCGCAUUCGGUCACGUAUCCACGCACGUAGAUUCCGUGGACCCGUCGUUCUCUAUCAACCUAUACCUAGCCUAUUACGUUUUUUCAUCUAUCCACCAAACCGGAAUAGUGCAUUGCUACAGGUAAUCAUGGAAAAAUCGAUAUUUUCUUUUUUGGCCGUCUGUUUAUCGGUUCAGUUGGUGCGUGAAUACUGCAGUAGCGACUGUUACAAGUACAUGGCCGUAGGAGUUUGUGCAUCAUUUGGACUGUGGUACGGUUACCGCUUUUUGAUCAGACCAUUGGACAUACAAAGGAAAUUGGCCGAUGUGGGUUACGAACAGCACUUCACACAAAAACAAUGGGCGUCAAAGGAUAAGUUACACCUAAUACGAUCCAUGAUGAAACUAAGGAAAAAAGGGGCUUUACCACCAGUUUAUCCGAAUGGAUGGUUUGCGCUCCUAGACUCAGAUCAAGUUAUCGUCAAUCAAGUUAAAUACGUGACGGCUUUAGGAGAACAUUUUGCAGUGUUUCGUGCAUCCAAUGGCGACGUCAACAUACUAAAUGCUUACUGUCCUCAUCUGGGUGCUAAUAUGGCUAUUGGAGGAAUAGUUAAAGGAAAUUGUCUCCAAUGUCCAUUUCAUGGAUGGACAUUUGACGGUACCAGUGGAAAGUGCGUCCGAAUACCGAACGAUUGUUCGAAUGGAUUGUUGUCGAGAAUGGCGUCAGUGAAGAGAUGGGAGUGUUGUGAAGCUAACGGCUUUGUGUUCGUGUGGUACCACGCGGAGAACGAGGCGCCGUCAUGGUACCCGAUCAAAGACGUACAGGUGACCAGCCGGGGAUGGACAUACCGCGGCCGUAGCGAGCACUAUGUGAACGCGCACAUCCAAGACAUCCCGGAAAACGGAGCAGACGUGGCCCACUUGCCGGCAUUGCAUGGACAAAUGGCACUCGGUGGCCAGUACGCCGCGCAGGCCAACCAGUCGCUGUGGAGGUGGCUUGGCGUCCACGAGUGGACGGCCUCUUGGCGAGCGGACGGCACGCGCGGGCGGCACGUGUCCGCGCUCGAUCUACAACACAGGCUGGUGGUGUUCGGAAAGUUCGCGGUUUUCAAAAUGAACGUGGAAGCGCAACAGAUAGGUCCUGGAUUAGUGAUUUUAAAUUUUAAAACCAGUUUUGGACCAAUAAAAUUGGUUCAAGUUGUUACACCUGUUGAGCCAUUAAUUCAAAAAGUUGUUCAUCGUAUCUAUUGUCCAGUGUAUUUAUCACUCUAUGCUUCAAUAGUUUUAUUCAUGGAAGCUGUAAUGUUUGAAAGAGAUGUAGUCAUUUGGAACCACAAGAGUUACAUUGAAAAGCCUUUAGCUUCAAAACAAGAAUCAACACUCUUGGCACAUAGAAAAUGGUAUAAACAAUUUUAUAGUGCUAAUAGUAAACAAUUUAGCAACAGAAAAGAAACAAUAGAUUGGUGAAUAAAUAUAUUAUAAUUAUACAUAGCUGAAAAGUAUUACUAAAUAUAUAAUAGUAUAGAUAUAUAAAAUGACAAUGUUAAUUUUUACUUUAAAGAUUUUUGUCAAUAGAAAAAAAAACAUUCAAUGAAAAAUUGAUUAAAUAAUGUAAAUAUAUACAUCAUUUAUCGCUUGAUUGGUUGUGUUUCCUUUUUUAGCCAUGUUAAUGCUCUCUUAUCAUCUAAUUUUUGUAAUAACGGUGUUAGAACCUCCAAA
Molecule: messenger RNA, 1783 nt
Organism: Rhopalosiphum padi (bird cherry-oat aphid)
Lineage: Eukaryota; Metazoa; Arthropoda; Insecta; Hemiptera; Aphididae
Gene: nvd
Product: cholesterol 7-desaturase nvd
Exons: 7
Coding region: 215-1531 (438 amino acids)
Biological process (GO): chlorophyll biosynthetic process; cholesterol metabolic process
Cellular component (GO): chloroplast
Molecular function (GO): chlorophyllide a oxygenase activity; 2 iron, 2 sulfur cluster binding
Source: RefSeq, a predicted model, not a curated record